AUGCAUCUGACAAAUUACAGCAUCAAUAAAAAGAAUGAAGGAGCUUACCAAGCGAAUUCAGAUGAAACUGUUUGUCAGGGACACAAAUGGUAGGUUAAAGUAGUGUUGUUCAUUCACUUGUACAUGUACUUACUGUAAUAAGCUUAAACCCCUAAACCCUAACAGUGAUUGACUUCUAAUUUCUCCUCACAGUAUCACUCUGAAUCAAGUGUAAAGGUCGUGAGAAUAAGGGAAAUGAUCAAUAAUUUAAAAAGCUCUUGAUUGUCGAACAACUUAUAUUCUCAUCAGUACCACAGGAAAUGUAAAGAGAACAAUGUGGAGAACGUAGUUACUAAUUUUAAAGUGUAAACGGUGAAUUUGUUCAGCUUUGCAAAGAAAUGUGUUGGGGUAGAGCAAGCUCAGUACAGACGAUAGUCCGACGCCGUCGUCAAAAAAUUAUUCUUUCUGUCAGUACUUCCAAGUUAUGGUACAUUUACAUUUGGAGUACAUUUGUAUUUAAUUUGAUUGCAACCUUUCUCAUAGAUAAGCUGAAAAAUAAACAUUCCAUUUUGCUAAUUAAACGUGACGCUUCUGUUUGUAGGAGUUUGAAAGCUCUUUGGGGUUACAUGAAACGCAUGAACAUCAACCAUGUUCAUGUUUGGGAGACAAUAAAGGAUUUGGUUGUCAAAGCCAUCAUAGCGUAAGUAACAGAAAGUGCUGUUGUUGUAAAGAAAUACUCACUGGAAAGUUAGUAAAAUCCAUCUUGACAAGUACAGCUGCACAAUAGUCCAUAGGUUGAAGUUUCUUUAGUAACUCAGCUAGUUUGAACUUGCGUUAGUUUGGCCAUAAAAGGCAGAAGCCGCCAGCAUUAUAGAACGAGUUCCUGCAAAGGUGGCGUAGCGGCAAAAACAAGAUACCGACACGUUUACUGAUCAGUUUUAACGUUUUUUGAGCCGCAAAUGUCUUAUUACGUACGGAGAUGAUAACUUUGAAAACUUUGUAGAUAAUAAAGAACGCAUGUAAAUUAUCACUAUAGAUACAUUUUUUGUCGCAUUUUGCUGAAAACUUGAACCCUGUCAUUACACUGUGCUUGUCCAAGAAUCUGAAGGUCUAUUUUUACUUAUUUCUACAUUUUCACCAUUUUCGCCGUUUCUUUAAAUCUUAACAUGCACAAGAAAAUUUAGUGAAAUUGAACUUCUUGAUGUGAAUGUUUCAGUUCUGACUCAGCGGUAAACACCAUGGUGAAACAGAAUGUGAGAAAAAGGUAAGAGACUGCAGUUGGUCUUGAACAACAUUUGUGCAUUUUGAACAGAGUUUAGUUAUAGUACGUACGCUAUGAUUGGUCUAUUUACCGCGCUGUUUAUAGCUGUAUGCCCUCCUCAAUUCAAAAUUUUGUUUGAAUUGAUAUCUUCGCGCACUAUUUGAACUCAGAGAUGUAACAAGUGUAAGUAUUAACAUGAUUUCGAGUGUAAUUUGGUGCUCAUAAGCACGAGUAAUUUUUUCAAAGACAACAGAAUUGCAUGAGCUCAUAGGGCAAGUGCUAUUUGUAAUCUUUGAGAAAUUUGCAAGUGCUUAUUACACCAAAAAGAAAAAGUUAUGAAAAAGAAAAAUUAUGUAAUUACUUGGUUAGUAAUGUACUUGAAAAAACAUUGCAGAAAGUCGAGACAAACGAAAUUUGAAAGCGUGCGCGCGCCAUUUGUAACUUGCACUUGUGCUACAACUUUGCACUCGUGUUACAUGAGAAUGCGCUCGUUUUCAGCUAAUCAGAAGCGCGUAAUUUUUUUUAAUGUACUUCGUUAAUAUCUUACUAAACUCGUUUUCAUGGUCCGUAGGGUAAGUUACAAAAUCUGUUUUUUUUCCCCGCUGGAACAUCUAACUCAGUCAGUAUUACUAACUGUAAUAUCUUUACUACCAUCUACAACAUUGUCUAGAUCUUGCUGUCAUGAGCUUUUUGGAUUUGAUGUCAUGUUGGAUGAGACCCUUAAACCGUGGCUACUAGAAGUGAAUAUAUCUCCAAGGUAAUUCACGCAUUUGUCAUGUUCAGAAAUAUUGACCACGCGAGAGAUACCAGUAUUCAACCGAAAUUCACAUACUCAAGAGAUUGAAAUACUGACCUCGCGAGGGAUAUGUAUCCAACUCAAAAAUUUUCAUUCUUAAGGGAUUGUAGUUCUAUGGUGUUCUUGUGAACCCAUUCAAAUAAUUGUUUUCGCAUGCAAAAAAAAAUUUUUUUCCCAUGGUCCGCCAGACAUUGGAACAUAGUAAGGGACAAAAUAUGGAAUGUUAAGGCUGCGAUUUAUAAUUUUUCUUAUCGAAAACGAGGAUGAUUUUUAAUUUAUUUUUCAAAACGCUUUUUAAUGCAAAUCUUGUGUUAAUUGAUUUAUUGCGGGACAUUUACGUGCAUUCGUUUUGUUUACUCUUUGUUUGAAGUGCAAUAAGAUGCGCAGCAAGUUGUGUAAAAGGGUGUGCAAUAGGAUGCGCAGUAAGAUGUACAAUUAGGUGCGUAUUGAGAUGCGCAGAAAAAUGCGCGGUCGAUGCAUCACUAGGGAAUGACAUUUCGUUAAUCGAGUAAACUUCGUCAAUUUCCUCCCCAGUCUUCACUCCACCUCUCAACUGGACCGUAACAUCAAGGGACAGAUGAUAAAAGACUUGUUAAACCUGGCAGGGUUUUGCAUUCCAGAAAACCUGAUCACAACCUCAACUUCAAGGUCAGUCUAACUAUUGGAAUAUCAGAGAGAAAUUGAAAUUACGAGCUAUUUGCAAAUGAUGAAUAGUGAGGCACGUGACUCCGCCAACAUGUAAUUUUUCAAUAUGGUUGCAUUGUGCAGCCCACAUAUGAGUAUAAUGUAUUAUGAACGUGAAAUUGCUGUUUGGUUUCAGCACUAGUAAUAUGAACCAGUUUGUUCAAGAUAAAGCUGUGACGGGUCUUUCUUCAGAUGAGAGAGGAAAGGUGAAUAUAUGUUAUGGAUGGCAAAUACCUACAGUUAUUUAGAACAACAUGUUUUUAUGUUGUUUGCCAGUCUUAAUUUACUGUGACAACGUCAUAUACAUAUAAUGGUAAUAGGACCGAGUGGAGUCCAAUUCGGUCGGUAAUCAUACGGGUGUUUAACAAAACUGGACGACCGCAAAGAGGGAGUCCAAUUUGUCAAUCAAGAGUAUGAUUACAGACAGAAUUGGACGACAAUAGGUCCUGUUACCAAUCAAUCAUAACGAUUACAAUUUCUAAAAACAACAAAUACAUUUAGGUCAAAUACCUCCAGUGGAGACAAAGACUAAAGUAAAAAAAAAUUGUAGUAUAGUAAUAGUCUAGAUUUAUGUUUCGAGAAGGGAAAUAGUUAGACAUGCUCUAUUGAGUGCUUUUGUGUUGGAGAUUGCUGCUGACUUAAUACUUCUCCUUCACUGACCCCAACAUAUUGUUUAAUCAUUUUACUUAUGAGCCUGCCUUACAGAUUAUUAGAACGUACAAAUGAUGUUAAAAAGUACUGGCUAUAGAUACAUUCCAUUAUUUGCGAAAAUUUAAGAAGGAAUUGACUUCGAACCAAGUCAAACUGUUCUUUUGUGUGUCGUCUUAAUUUGUUUAAGUGUUGGACGUUAUUUUUCUUGUGUUUCAGCAUGCGUUUUAUGUUCAACGUCAUCUAGACGAGGUAGGAACACAUUUUAUAACGCUUCCCUUCAAAUUCCUUUCUUUUAAAUGAUUGCAUUUGGAAAUCCCACAAUGCCUUUAUUAUUGAAAUAUCUUGCUGACAGUUACACAACAUGUUUCAUGAACUCGAAAUUACGCCGCAGAGAGCGCUUAAAGUCUGCAUCAUUGAACAACAGACACUCGACCCUUUUACUGGCUUUUCUAGGAUGCAUCAGUAUGAAUUGCGUCAAAACCCAAACGAAAGUUACCACACAGCCAGUCAAAAGAAAGAAAUUAAAAAAAAAGAAAAUGUCGCAAUGAACUAAUAAGACAAUUUACGGUGAAAUCAAGGAAAAUGCUUCGAGCGCGGAAAGGUAAAAGGGACCAAGUAGUUGGGAUUUGUGUUAGUGAACAUCAGCAUCUUGUUAUUCAAGAGAGUAUCGAGUUUUCUAAAACAAUCACAUAGCUUGUUGGAGCGUAAGGAACAUCAGUUAAAUCCAAUGCAAUCUCUAGCUGUGUUCGUCACUUACUUUGAAUUACCCGAAUUUUGAAUUUAUUGUUAUGGAAUUUUACUAAUACAAACUUGUAAUCAGUCCACUUCUCUUUCAUUCAUGUCUUUUAGCGCACGAAACAGUCAAUCCUUGACAUCUUGACACCAGACGACAUUAGAAUGCUUAUGGAGACAGAAGAUGAGGUACUCUGUACAUACGAACUUUUGAACAUAUUUUUGUUUCCUUUAUUCUUCGUAGUGAAAAGCAAAACCUAUAAAUUUUGUUGCUUAUUGUGAUGAUUAUGCGUGUGUAAAAGAGAAAGGUGAAUUCAUUUUAUCCUUUAUAAGAGACUGCCAUGCAUUCGAGAAAGUGAAAUUUGCCGUAAUGUAGCAUAGCUCGAGCGUUUUUAUUUUCCCUCACAGAAUAGUCGAAGAGGAUGCUUUCAGAGAGUUUUUCCAUCCAUGUCGUCCAACAAGUAUUUAAGAUUCUUUGAGUCUCAGGUGAGGAUAAUUUUACGUACAAACAGUCAUUACUACCUCAUUAAACUACGGGCAGUCCCUGCUUGUUGCCGAAGUCCGUCGCGCGACCAAAAGAAAUCAGAGAAAAAAGGAAGAUUUUAGCGCGCCGCGCGGAUUUAUGUAGUAGGUACUACUUAUAGUGUGUGCCACUCUCAGAGGUCCGAGCGGUGCGCCAACCAUUUUCUUUCAAUCACUGUUUUUUUCCCCGAAUGGUGCGACGGACUCCAGCAAUUUUGCUCCUUUUAAAAUGACUUUCUCUUCCCUCCAUCCUUGAUCGAAUUUUUCUGCCAAUUUCCUUAUAGAGAUAUUACAACAUUUUGUUGGACGAAUGGACAAGAAAAUACAUGAGAGAAGGGCGGAGCACAGUCCUGGGUAAGUUUAAAUUCAGGUAGAAAAAGCUAGGUCACCGUAAUGUAUAUUCGGAAAAAGUAAACUACGUUAUUUGCAGUCUGUGUAUGUAUUUGCGAUAUUUAGACUGGCUGGCUCAGUGCAGCUCAGAGCUGGUUUAAAUGGGGGCCUGUUUAAGACCAGACCACUACACCGGGAGUCGUGCGUUCCACAACGUGAGCUGAACAAGUGUAGUCCGUGUCACUCUUUAAAAUUCUGCGUCUUUUUGUUGCCCUUAUGGUCUUAAGUUUUUUCUUGUUAUGUUUCUUACGAUUCUACACUGUAAAUGUUUAUUUAAAUUGGUCUUUUUUCUUACACAGGAAUCGCUGUUCUCCAAGCUCUUGGUGAAAAGAAACUUCAUAUUGGGGCAACCUCGGAUCCAACACAUCAAGUGAGGCUUAAUUUUAUUAAUUGAUUUAUUUGUUUUCGCAAAGAAAGUAAUCAUUCCUUUAAAGAUUUUGAAAAUAGUUCGAAAUUCUAUUUGGAUUACUGACUGACUGAUUGACGACUAACUGAUUGACCGAUGGACUGACGACUGACUGACCUGCUGUGUAAACCGGUUAGCUGGCCUGCUUACUGACUGACUGACAGACCGACCGACUGACUGAAUUGAUUGAAUCGGAUCCAUCGAAUGAAUGGUUUUAUCAAGUGACUUAUAGACUGAAGAACUGACUGGCUGAUUGAUUGAUUGAUUGAGUAAUCGAUUGAUAGCUCGAUCACAAGAUUUAAGGCUUUAUCGAUUAAUUGAUUGAGAGACGCCUUUUCCUCACAGUGGAAUUGCCCUCAAGGUAUAACGUACAGGUCCUCUUCCGCUCCAGCUCUCAGUUUGGACCACGGACUCAUCAAAUCAAGGUCGGUGUAAAAAAUUAAAUUCCAACUUAAUGUCAAUUGACAAAAACUGCAUAUCGCUGUUUGUUUGUUUUGAUAUUCCUGAUGAUAACAUUUAUUUAAAGUCAAUUUAUAGGUUGCCCUCAAUCUGAAACACCAUGUCACUCUCCGUCCAUUCUCAGUGUUCUACAUGUUCUUGAGCGUUUCUUCUUUCUCUCAGACGCUUCUCAGCACCAGCUGCGAGAAUAAAGGAGUGAAGCAACUCAAACUCUUCAUCUACUUCUAUUAGGUACAUGCUGGAAAGGUGCUGCAUGGUUUUUUGGGAUUGGCGCAGUUUCUUUUAUGUUGACUUUGGUCCUUUUUCUACGAUGGGUUCUGAUUAUUCUCCUCCGUGCUCUGCACUACUUCACACACUACUUCCUUUGUUGUUCAUCCUUGUUCCUCAGAAACUCAUUCUAAGCUUGUUUAAGCUUUUUUCUAGAAGCUCUCUUGCCACUCUACUUCCUGGUUUUCGUGCUUAGAUAUUUGAGUUUGUUUGAAAUGUUAAGCUUCUUUCUUUAUUACAAUUUAAAAUUGUUUACAAGUUCGUAUUUGCUAUGUAUUUACUCUGUAGUCCGCACACCUACUUUAAAAGCUACAACAGAUCCAUUGGUAAUCAGAAGGACUCAUUUCUCGUUUUAAGCUCUGUUAGUUGAUUGUACUGCUCGCGCUGUUUCGAAUUGAGAUCAUCACUGAUUGUUUUGACUUUAUUUUUCCUUCCUCACUGUUAGUAGGCUUUCCUCUGCUUCUUCAACUAAGACUGUCAAAAGGUAUUAUGUCAGCAAUUUUUCAUGUUCCUAAACAUGUCCCAUAUGAAUAUAUCCAAAUUUGGUUGUACUACCUCAGCGCACUCGUUGCGUGAAAGUCUUCAAAGUUCAGUCUUAGUCCGGUUCUUUUCUCCCAUGCAAUUAUUUCUCUCCCCUUUUUCCAUUUCUUACUUUUCACCUUUUUAGGAAUGGCACAGCUUCCAUCUUGAAAAAUUCUCCGCGGAGAAAAUCAGCUGUUACAUCAUUUAAGGGUAAAAGGUAUUCUUUUUUCUCCCGGUCUUUCUUGGGACACUGAAAAUUCAUCACUAAUUUCACAUUACCUGUACGCAUCUUUGCGACGAGGAGUGAGAUUCUGAUCGCACAUUCCAGAUUAUUGAAGAGCUGAAUGUGAAGAAAAGGAACUAUCAUGAUUCAAUACGGUUAAGUUGCACGCGUUGUAUCGACAGAUUGUUACAGAGGAAAGUCAUGAACAGGGUCAUAUCCAGGGUUCCCAGGAAAGGGAUUUGUUUCUAAACAUCUCCUUGAAGUUUAAGUCUGUCGUUUUUCUCUUAUCCUCAGAAGAGAAGUAUCCGCAUGGCAAAAUGUGACAGUGACAAACGAAACUUUGUUCUUCUUUCUGAACCUUUUCCUACUCCUUAAAUUUUGGAUCCUCAUUCUAGUUUGGCGAUUUUUCCUCUACUAUACUUUAUUACUAAUCUCGACUUCACUUUCUUUACUUUCCUCUUUUUCUGCCGGCCGAUACCCGGAAAAAGACGACCGUCCUGUUGUUUUUACUUUUUCUUCCUCUCUUACCCUUCCAUCUUUGGUCCUCUAACUCUGUCUUUUCUUUUUGUUGUCCUCUUUUCUCCUCUCUUUAUCAAAUAGAAAACUUCGGACAACUCCACGAUGUAAGUCAGCUCCUUCUUGUAGACGUAAGAAUAAAGAAAAUUCUGAAAGCUCUAAUGAAUCAGGGUAAUAUAUAGUAACUUUCACUUUUUGUCUUCAUCUUUUUCUUUCAUUUCUACAUCAAAACUCUAAUCUCUCUAGUUCACUCUACACCUAUUUUAGCUAUUUCGUCCCAUGUUCUUGUAAUUUAAUCGCUAAUUCACAACUGACAAUCAAUGAAUUUCCAUCAAUGAAUUUCUUCAUCGGCCUAAGUGACAAUCUUGAAAACUGUAGUUUAGUUUUAGGUGUGCAAAGGUGAUCUUAAUAGAAAGUGGCACUUUGCUAUACAGCUACAUAUUCUCAUAAACACAAAUGCACUUAUGAAGUUUUUGGAUCAUUUUACCCCAAUAUUUACCCUAACCUGUUAUCAGUUGACAGUCGUUGGGUUAGGAGCGUAUUUUCUCAGAUACCAACAGUGAUUCCAAGUUCAGUUUUAAAGUGACAAAGAUACUUAUGUAAAGUGAAACCGGUUUCUUUACUGAAACGACGAUGGCCACGAUGGCCAUUAAGGCCCAGGGUGACCAUCAGACCUACAGCUCAAACUUCCACCAACCCAGGAGAUCUUAGAACUUCAUUCUAGGCCACAUAUACUACAGUGGUUUCAAAAGUAGCUUUCUGAUAUUUUGUCACAGCCAGCACUAAAUAGUAUUAUCUCAAGAACCAUUAUCCGUCUUUUUCCUUCCAGUGCUUCGGCUCCGGUGCUUCUGCCCAAAAUAAAGAAGAAGUCAACAAAAUCGCACACAUCCAAGGUG
Messenger RNA from Pocillopora meandrina, 8304 nucleotides. NCBI's taxonomy places the organism in Eukaryota, Metazoa, Cnidaria, Anthozoa, Scleractinia, Pocilloporidae. The record is from the annotation of a GenBank genome assembly.